AUGGACCCGAAAUACAAGGAUAAGAAGAUCAUCGAGCUGACCGAGGAGGAGGUCAAGUCCCUCGCGUUUCUAGGCCCCAAUGUCGUCCGGGGCGUCCGAACCUUUGUCGAUGCAGCGAGGGCCGAUCCCGGAGGCCUGGGCUCCAUUACCUGCUCGAGUCUAGAUUCCAUGAACCGCAAGUACGCCGCCCCGGCUGCCCCACAAGAUGCCCCCGUCUCUCCUACCGUUAGCGACGCGGAUACUCUCUUCUCGCAGCUGAGCAACGACCCAAGUGCCUUGACCAUCGUCGCCCCCGACCUGGUCUCCAAGUUUGAGUCUAAUUUCUGGUACCACGGCAUCUCUGGCGACCCUCCUAACCUUCUUUGGCGUUCGGACCUCGAGAACAACCCCUUCCGCCACCCCACCCCUGGAGAUCGUUUCUUUAAGAUCUUGACCAAGACGGCCCACGGCGUGUACGGUACACCGCUGAACGAAGUCUGGGAUGACGUUGUUGCUCCCAAAAUCGUCACGUCCAUGAAGAACCAUGGCAUCAAAUACUCCGCGCUCAAGCCGGCUCGCUUUUCAACCCACGAGGAGGGCGAGGACGAGGAGGACGAAACGUUUGGUCCCGUUGUUGUGUGGAUCGCCGUGUGGCCCGGUACCACCAAGGCCGAGGCUGUUCGCGACGCCACCCCAGACAUUCUCAGCAUCCUCGCAGACGCCAAUAUCCACGAUGUUGUUGUCGAGUGGUAUGAGGGAUCGGUCAAACUGCUGUGA
This is a messenger RNA of Coprinopsis cinerea okayama7#130, 756 nucleotides long. RefSeq lists its product as hypothetical. Lineage: Eukaryota; Fungi; Basidiomycota; Agaricomycetes; Agaricales; Psathyrellaceae. The coding region runs from base 1 to 756 and encodes 251 amino acids. The record is from RefSeq and is a predicted model, not a curated record. The transcript is spliced from 4 exons.